ACUACAGCCACAACCUGGUCGUCUCGUGUUCAGUGUAAACCAGUGAUCGAUAUCCGCAUUGUAGGAAUGCAAAGCUCUUCGGCGAAGGCUCUUGUGAGUUUGAAAGAAGGAAGCUUGUCCAGUACAUGGAAUGAGAAAUACAUUGCGUUAUCCAAGACUCCUCCAUGGAAAGGAAGAAACGCCUGCUCUCUUGUUGAGACUCCAACAAGAAGCAUGAAAAGGAGAUGCCUCUUGAGUGAAGAGGAGGAGAGGCAGCUGCAGAGCACUAAGUCUCCCAAAAGAAACCAGAGAUUUGCCAUGCACCCUCAGAAAUAUUCUGCAGCCUUGGCAACGCCUGAUAAGAAGGUUGCCCAGAAGAUCGGCUUGCGCCUGAGGAACUUGCUGAAGCUUCCCAAGGCCCACAAGUGGUGCAUCUAUGAGUGGUUUUACUCAAAUAUUGACAAGCCGCUUUUCGAGGGGGAUAAUGAUUUCUGCGUGUGCCUGAAAGAAUCCUUCCCAAAUCUCAAAACUAGGAAACUGACCAGAGUCGAGUGGGGCAAAAUCAGGAGGCUAAUGGGAAAGCCCCGUCGCUGUUCGGCAGCAUUCUUUGCAGAAGAGCGGGCUGCCUUACAAGUCAAACGACAGAAGAUCAGACUCCUGCAACAGAGGAAAGUGACAGAGCUGUCUCAGUACAAAGACCUCCCAGAUGAGAUCCCAUUACCUCUAGUUAUAGGAACAAAAGUCACCGCACGACUUCGAGGUUUUCACGAUGGCCUGUUUACGGGACAGAUCGAUGCUGUUGACACUAUUAACGCCACAUACCGAGUCACGUUUGACAGGAUGGGACUGGGAACGCACACCGUACCUGAUUAUGAAGUUCUUAGCAAUGAGCCUCAUGAAACCAUGCCUAUCACUGCCUUCGCUCAGAAGCAGCGACCUUCUAGAUAUUUCUUGACACCACCACGGCUGCCUUACACUACCAGCAUCCAGUCCCCUAUCACAGACAACGAUCCACUUCUGGGUCAAUCGCCUUGGAAAAGCAAACUGUCAGCUACUGAAGGAGACACACUUGGGGGAUUUCCUAUCGAAUUUCUUAUCCAGGUGACAAGGUUAUCAAAAAUUCUCAUGAUCAAGAAAGAGCACAUCAAACAGUUAAAAGAAAUGAACACGGAUGCAGAGAAACUGAAAUCAUACUCUGCUCCCAUUGGGAUAGACUUUCAAAAACGAUAUGCGACAAUUGUUUUAGAAUUGGAGCAGCUAAAUAAAGAUCUGAACAAGGUUCUCAAUAAAGUCCAGCAGUAUUGUUAUGAGCUUGCUCCUGACCAGGGCUUGCAACCCAUGGACCAGCCCACAGACAUGCGCAGGAGGUGUGAGGAGGAAGCACAUGAGCUUGUACGACAGGCAAACACGUCACAAACUGGGCAGGCCAGUGUGAGGAAUGAAAACCUCACUGAUCUAAUAGCCAGGCUGACAGCAGUGCUGCUACAGAUAAAGUGCCUGGCAGAAGGAGGGGACUUAAACUCUUUUGAAUUCAAAUCAUUGACGGACUCCUUGAAUGACAUCAAAAGCUCUAUAGACGCUUCUAACAUAAGCUGCUUCCAAAACAACGUUGAAAUCCAUGUAGCCCACAUCCAGAGCGGCCUCAGCCAAAUGGGAAACCUCCAUGCCUUCACUGCCAACAACACCAACAGGGAUUGAAGGAAAAUGAUGAAUGUUUCGUCCAGGACAGUCAUGCAGGAGCCUGAGAGUGGCAGAAGGAAAGAAGAGAUUGUUUUUUCUUAAUUUAACUAAAACACACAUGAUAGGGAGAGCAGUUUCUGUGCUCCUACUCUGUACUUUUUCAUUAAAUAUGUAGCGCAGCAGCAGCCUGAGCUCUUCAGGAGUCUGAUUUAUUUUUGUAUGUUUGGCCAUUUAGAGGUUUAUUACUCAUGCUUUCUCUAACUGUAAAUAGUAACUGUAAACUGAGGAUGUUGAGCUGAAUUAUGUAAAAAUGUAAAUAGUUUUUAUUUUUAAAAACACAGAAAAAGGAAUGUCGCGACGGCCAUCUCCAGGUGCACUGGUUGCAUCUUCCAGUCCUGGAGUUCCAUGAUGCUGAAGAUUUUCUCUUCUGCCUCCAUUUCUGUCCUGAUUUCUCUCCUGCAGCAUUUGAGACAGGCAGUGGUCACUGAAUGGCCUACACUGCCACUCAACAGGUUCAGUCAGUGUAGCACCACUCCAAUCCCUGCCCAAGACUCUCUUCCUGUCUGGUUUUGAGAACAAAGUGAGACCUGUGUUGGCGAAGAAGAUCACUAUCAUUCCCAGCGAUUUAAGGUCACAGCUUUCAGAUGAGGUGCCGCUCAGAGCAAGUGGUUAAACAGAGGAGAGGGGGAGGUGGGCAGAGAAUGUAAUGAGGUGCCUCAGAACCCUUCACCCUCCUCCUUUUGAGCUCAAGUUUUUUUAUCCUCUGCUCUGCUCACAAUAGACCAGAAAGAUCUCAAACUCAUCCCAUCUGUUCCAUAUAGUUCUCUGCAUGUGGAGCCAGUGAAAAGUCUGGAGGAGGAGUUGAUAGUGUCAGGAGAUAUUAGAAAAAAAUGUGUAUUGCUCGAUGCAGCUGAGGAACUUUCUAUUCCCCACCCUGUAAACAAGUUGCUUAUUGUGACAUUGGGAUUCUUUUGCAAAUAAUUUGAAGUUAUCUUGCCCCACACUGCCAUCCUUUCUCCUUUACACCCAUUUCUUGCCAAAUCACAGGACUGUUCAUGCAAGAGAUGCCACAGAGCAAACCUGUCAUGUGAAAGUUGGUCGUUAUUUUUAAGUGUGUUUAAAUGUUUAUAUUGUAAUGAGUGGGUAAAUAAAUGUUUCCAGUUUAAUGUAGAUUAUUGUAAAGUUUUGAAUCUUUAAUAAAUUUCCAAUUUGAAGUGUAACUUUAGGGGAAAUCAAUCUAGAUUACCCAUUUUUGAUUAAGCAAACCUGGGAUGGAGAAACUGAGGUGACUUUUUAAAUGUUUUAAAAAGCAAAAAAAUGUUCACAGAACUAUUAUUUUCAAACUUUAACAGGUUUUGUACUUGGUAAUGGCUGAUUUUUUUUAAAGUCUAUCUUUUGUUAGUAUUAGUGUAUCUGUUUUUGUUCUCUCCCUUCCAAUUUUCAAUGUCAAUAGAAUCUUCUUCCCCUUGCACUCUCGAAGUUUCUCAGAAUUUCAACCAGAUAGUUCUAUAUGCUGUUGUAAUUAAAUCAGAAUUAGUGUAUGUAGUACUGCCUUUUCAGAUAUGUUACCUUUUGUAUGGUGUAUAAAAUUGAA
Stegostoma tigrinum is the source of this 3253-nucleotide messenger RNA. It is a transcript of the gene lin9, whose product is annotated as lin-9 DREAM MuvB core complex component. Gene Ontology annotation, cellular component: nucleoplasm; transcription repressor complex. Gene Ontology annotation, molecular function: DNA binding. Gene Ontology annotation, biological process: DNA-templated transcription; regulation of cell cycle; regulation of transcription by RNA polymerase II. NCBI's taxonomy places the organism in Eukaryota, Metazoa, Chordata, Chondrichthyes, Orectolobiformes, Stegostomatidae. Bases 67 to 1677 code for a protein of 536 amino acids. The record is from RefSeq and is a predicted model, not a curated record. The transcript is spliced from 15 exons.